This is a messenger RNA of Phaeoacremonium minimum UCRPA7, 1518 nucleotides long. Its product is annotated as putative rcc1 domain-containing protein. Gene Ontology annotation, molecular function: guanyl-nucleotide exchange factor activity. Lineage: Eukaryota; Fungi; Ascomycota; Sordariomycetes; Togniniales; Togniniaceae. Gene Ontology annotation, cellular component: cytoplasm. The record is from RefSeq and is a predicted model, not a curated record. Bases 1 to 1518 code for a protein of 505 amino acids. The transcript has a single exon.
AUGGAACGCUCUGGGCUCGUGGCGAAGAUGAAGGGCCUAGGCGUUGGGCAAACGACGAGAGCAAGAUCUACACGGGCGGCCGGACAGUCGAAGAAACGAGCAACAGACGAUGGCAAGGGGAAGAAACCCCAGAAGCGGGCGAAGACGGUCGCUCUCGCCCAAGAUACUCCAUUGAACCAGAUCCCCCAGGAGAUCUUGAAUAUCUAUGUCUUUGGUGGAGGCAGCAGCGGCGAGCUUGGCCUCGGUCCUGUUGCUACCGACGCCGUCAAAGACCCAACUCUCGUUGUACGACCGGUAUUCAACCAGCUUCUUUCUCAGAGCAGGAUUGUCCAAGUCAGUGUCGGCGGUAUCCACUGCGCCGCGCUGACCGCCGACGGCCAAAUCAUAACAUGGGGAGCCAACGAUUCCAACACGCUCGGGCGAAGCUCCGUAUGGUCACCAGACGAGAAUGCAGAGGACGAUGACGAGCCAGAGCUCAACCCACUUGAAGCCACACCUGCAAUGGUUCCCCACGAGAACUUCGUGGACGCACCUGCAGAUAUCCGUUUCGUCCAGGUGGUCGCCACCGACAAUGCAACGUUCGCCCUCACCGAGCAUGGCGAGGUCUGGGGCUGGGGCACGUUCCGCGGCAAUAACGGCGCGUUUGGCUUCUUGAAGUCCAUGAUCCGCGACGUGUCUGAUCCCGAAGACCCCUCAACGGAGGAGCUUGUGGCCGUGCGGCCGGUGCGCAUCCCCGGGCUCCCGCCAAAGAUUAAGGCGCUCGUCGGCGCCUCCAAUCACAUCCUCGUAUUGACUCAUUCCGGAGAUGUGUACGGCUGGGGCGCCGGCACGCAGAAUGAACUGGGCCGCCGCUUCGGCAGUCUCAAGACCGAGGCACGCUUCAACAGUCUCGAGCCGCAGCAUCUCGCAACGCCCAAGAACAAAAUCGUAAAGGUCUUCGCGGGCUACCACCACAGCUUUGCGAUCAACGGCGACGGCGAGGUGUGGGCUUGGGGCUUGAACAACUACGGCCAGACAGGCAUACCUGUGACCCGGGGCCAGCGAAGCGGCAUGGGUACGAUCAGCGUCAUUGCGCCGACUAAGGUGAAGGCAUUGAAGGGCUACAAGAUCGUCUGUGUUGCGGCCGGUCUGCAUCACAGCAUAGCUUGCGCGGAGGAUGGCACUGUGCUGGCUUGGGGACGAUGUGACGACGGGCAGAUGGGCAUUGACCUCAGCACUGUGUCAGGAGAUGUUGUGCACCGAGACUCGAGAGGGCGUCCGACUGAGCUCUCCGUUCCAACAGUCGUGCCCGAUCUCAGCGCCAAGCUUGUCGCAGCUGGAAUCGACUGCUGCUUUGCCAUCACCGACGAGGGACACGCGUAUUCGUGGGGUUUCUCCUCCGACUUCAGGACCGGACUCGGCACGGAUGAUACUGUCGAGAGACCUAAGCGCAUCGGCAAAGCUGUGAAGGAUAAGGUUGUCAACUGGGUCGGCUGCGGCGGCGCUUUCGCGGUGCUGGCUGGUCCAAUUGAUGAAUAG